UGGCUCAUGUCUGCAGCAGCAAGUGAGCACAUGUCCAGAGCAAACACAGCGAGACUCUCUCUUGACUUCAAGCUUGAAGUAAAUAUUUUCGCAGGAACUUCGCCUGAAGGUGCAACUUUAAAUGUAGGUCCCUGCCUGACUACUUUCAGGAAUAUGACUGCUUUCUUUGAGGGUUGCUGAGCAUCCAGAAAGUAACUUAUCUUUUUCAGAAAUGGUCAUAUGAUGGACAUUAAGAUUUUGUAACUUGAAGACUUGGACACUUUCUUUUUUGAAGAACUUGUGUUGUGAUCUACAGGUAUUUUUGCAGAUACUACUGACAAGGAUUGAAUCUCUUCACCAACCAGACGUUGGGGUAUUGCUUCUACCAACCGGCACACACAUCCUGGACAUCUGCAUUCAAUCAAAUGCAUUUACUGGAACUGGAUCAGUUUGACCUUACUUUACACACAUCCAAAUGUGCAGUUUGCCAUAUACUAUCUGGGUUCUGCGAAGUGUACAUGUCAACUUGCAGGCAGGUGUGAUACUGGGUCAGUGUGUUUGAUCUCCUAUAGAAACACACACGGAUGCAUCUGCAGAGACCAGGGAAUCAAAUGAGGACAUCCAAUCCUUUCAGAAAAAUUCAUUUUGAGUCUCAGCCCUGUGCUUGACAGAUGCUGCUGGAGACUUAACAUGUGCAUUGUUUUAGAACAAUGCUCUCCUCUUCUCACACAUUGUAGUGAAAUAUCACACCCAAGCUGCUUUGAUUUACUGCAUAAUUGGGUUAAGAGCCAAUUUAUCCUAAUCUGAAAGACAGUAUCUUCAAACCAUGGCCCUACAGACCUGUAAUUUGCAUCACUCCUUGGUUCCUCACCUCCUUCCCUUUGUCCUGCUGUUACUUCUCCAUGCCUGGGGAGGGUGCUGUCACCCCCAGUGUUUGGAUUACAAGCCUCCGUUUGAGCCCCGACAGCCACUGGUCUUCUGUAAAGAGUAUAGCAAGUUUGGAUGCUGCGAUCUGGAAAAAGAUGGGGAAAUAUCAGCCAAGUUUUACACCAUCAUGGACAACUUUGACCAUUCAGGUUAUGAAGCCUGUGGCAGGUACAUACGCAGCAUCCUCUGCCAGGAGUGUUCUCCAUACUCGGCCCACCUGUUCGAUGCUGAAGAUGCUAACACGCCCAUGCGGAUGCUGCCUGGCCUCUGCGGGGAUUACUGCUCCGGCUACUGGAUGCAGUGUCGCUACACGCUCAGCCUCCUCUUGGAGGACUCGGGGAACCCGCAGCAGUUUGCAAACCUGACUGCAACGAUAGAAGAAGACCGCAAAAAGUUCUGUGACUAUCUGGAGCUGAAGGACAAGCAAUACUGCUAUCCUAAUGUGUUGACAAAUACAGAGCUGAAUGCUAACCUCGGCUUGGUCCGUGAAGAUCCCACGGGAUGUCUGGAGCUGUGUUUGCAAGAGGUUGCCAACGGGCUCCGUAACCCUGUGGCCAUGAUUCACGCAGAAGACGGGACUCAUCGAUUCUUCGUGGCGGAGCAGCUGGGCUAUGUGUGGGUGUAUCUGGCCAACGGCUCCAGGAUCGACCGGCCUUUCCUUAACCUCACCCAUGCCGUCCUCACAUCACCGUGGGCAGGAGACGAGAGAGGAUUCCUUUGCAUAGCCCUACACCCAAGGUUCGAUGAGGUCAGAAAAGCCUACGUGUACUACUCUGUGUCCGUAAAGAAGGAGGAGAGGAUACGUGUCAGCGAAUUCACUCUGCUAACAGCCGAUGACAACCAACUAGAUCACUCCUCUGAGAGGACUAUUCUUGAGGUGGUAGAGCCAGCAUCCAAUCACAAUGGAGGACAGCUUCUAUUUGGCCGUGACGGGUACCUGUACAUCUUCAUCGGUGAUGGUGGCCGAGCUGGAGACCCAUUUGGAAAGUUUGGCAACUCACAGAACAAAUCAACACUCCUCGGGAAGGUGCUGCGUCUUGAUGUGGACAAUGACGAUGGCACCCCGUACAGCAUCCCCUCUGACAACCCUUUCUUGCACGAGAAAGAAGCUCGACCCGAGAUUUAUGCCUAUGGAGUUCGCAACAUGUGGCGUUGCUCCAUCGACCGAGGUGACCCCAGCACAGGCCGAGGCGGAGGCAGGAUGUUUUGUGGUGACGUAGGCCAAAACAAAUUUGAGGAGGUGGACCUUAUUGUUAAAGGAGGGAACUACGGAUGGAGGGCCAAAGAAGGCUUCAGCUGCUACGAUCGCAAACUCUGUCUAAACUCCUCGCUAGAUGACAUCCUGCCUAUCUUUGCCUACCCCCACAAACUGGGCAAAUCAGUGACGGGAGGUUACAUCUACAGAGGCUGUCAGAUGCCCAACCUUAACGGACUCUACAUCUUUGGGGAUUUCAUGAGUGGGCGUCUGAUGUCUCUGAAGGAGAAUGUCGCUUCAGGUGAAUGGCAGUACAGAGAGAUCUGCAUGGGAGGAGACCAGACCUGCAGAUUCCCAAAACUCAUCAACAGUUAUUAUAAAUACAUCAUCUCUUUUGCUGAGGAUGAAGCAGGUGAACUGUAUUUCUUGGCCACUGGAGUGGCGAGUGCCAAGGCCAGAGCAGGAGUCGUCUAUAAGAUAGUGGAUCCUUCCAGGCGAGCAGCACCAGGAAAAUGCAGCUUCAAACCUGCUCCUGUUAAGAUAAAAGGAAAACUGAUUCACUUCUACCCCAAAGAAGAGUUCGUAAUCAACAAGAAACCAACAACCACACCAAUACCAACAACAUCCACAAGAAAAACUACAACAACAACGAAAACACCCCCAAGAAGAAAAACACCAAUUAUUAUUAUCAAACCACCAAUGCCAACAAGAAAAACAAUAAGAAAAACAACAUUACAGACAACAAGAAAAACACCCCCAACAACAGCACUAAAAACAACCUCAAAAACAACAAUUAAACCAACAACCGUACCAACAACUGUCCAGAAGGCCAAGGAAACAACCCCCGCCCCAACCACACCCACCGGUUAUCGCACAACCAUCAUGACUGCGGCCUUCACUAGGAGUGCUCAAACACCAAUCAUCCCCACAUCUCCAACCAGGAAACACGGGAGACCCCUUCAAUACGCUCCUAUUACCACCUCCAAAUCUUUAACAUCAGCACAACCUCCUCCUUCCCCAUCCACAACAUCCAUGAAACGCCCCAAGGUGGCUUUGACCUCUGAGCGCCCAGCAGCGUUGACCACACCACGGCCGCAGUAUUGGAGUCUGAAACCCACGACAUCAGGAUACAAGCCCCAGAGACCGCCGGUCAACACAACACCGACCAAAACACAAGAAGAGGGGCAGCGGCUCGGAGAGAAGCUGGAAAACACCGGAGGGGCUAACCAAGUAUACAAGAGGCCCCGAGGAAGAAGUCGAGGUUCGAAGAGAGGAAGAGGAGGAAGAGGAGGAAGAGGAGGAAGAAAGCUGCGUGCCGGCUCGGUGCGACUGGUGACCACUGAUGGAUUAUCAGAUCGAGGCAGACUGGAGAUCUUUAUCCGUGGGGAGUGGGGGACGGUAUGCGAUGACCUUUUCACCAGCAAAGCAGGUUCUGUGGUGUGUCGACAGCUCGGCUUCACCACGGCGUUGGCGGUGAUGAAGAGGGCUGCCUUGGGGGAGGCGGACCGCAACGUCAGGAUCCUGUUGGAUGACGUGGAGUGUGAGGGCGGGGAGAGGUCGCUGCUGGAGUGCAAGAGAUCCAGGGUGGGGAAACACAACUGCUCACAUGGGGAAGAUGUAGGGGUGAUCUGCGGUUAGCAUGGAGGAGAUGAAAGUAGAACAAAGUAUAGGAAGGAAAGGAAACAAGGAGGCAGGGGAGGGAUGUAUGUUAUGUAUUGCAUACAAGAAGUAACGGGAUGAGGAAAAAAAGUAUUAGAAGAGAUUAUAAAAGAUGACUGCAGACUGCUUUAUUUUCAAGCAUGAAUGUUGGUGAGGUUGGACAGGUUGCUUAAAUGUCUAUGAAUUGUAUUUUUUUUAUUUUCCAGGUCUACAUAUUCAUGUUUCAUAUGUCAGAAGACAUAUGUAUGUUUUUUAUGAUAAGUAUUUUUUUUUGUAAAAGGUCAAUAAGGAAUGAGUGAGUGUCUUGAGUAACUUGAAUCCUACUUUUGAAGUGUUUUCUGUUUACAUACUUACAUGUGGCAGACACCAGAUCCUGUUAAACAGUCAGGUGUGUCCUAAGAGAAUAUAUUUGUAUUUUUGUAUCAUCUCAAGCAGGUCUUUUAUUUUUCUCAAACAGCUUCUUAUAUUUGCAUUUUGAUACCUUUUUUAAUGUAGUUUUAAGAUGAACACAUCUCAAGAGUUUUAACAAGGAAAUGCUGGACAUUCUGAAUGAUGAAUGUAA
Molecule: messenger RNA, 4322 nt
Organism: Trematomus bernacchii (emerald rockcod)
Lineage: Eukaryota; Metazoa; Chordata; Actinopteri; Perciformes; Nototheniidae
Product: HHIP-like protein 1
Exons: 14
Coding region: 806-3739 (977 amino acids)
Cellular component (GO): membrane
Source: RefSeq, a predicted model, not a curated record